Apus apus (common swift) is the source of this 4957-nucleotide messenger RNA. RefSeq names its product endothelin receptor type B (gene EDNRB). Gene Ontology annotation, biological process: G protein-coupled receptor signaling pathway; vasoconstriction; regulation of blood pressure. Gene Ontology annotation, molecular function: endothelin receptor activity. The transcript is spliced from 8 exons. The coding region runs from base 318 to 1640 and encodes 440 amino acids. Gene Ontology annotation, cellular component: membrane. Lineage: Eukaryota; Metazoa; Chordata; Aves; Apodiformes; Apodidae. The record is from RefSeq and is a predicted model, not a curated record.
UGGCCCGCUGGCGCGGCUUUAGCCACGGGGUUUGGUGCGCAGCUGACGGCCGCUGGGUCCUGCCCUAAGCGCCCGCCCGUCCUCCCGCCUCCGCGGCCCGGGGCGCCCAUCAGCGGCCAGCGGCAGCAGCCGGCCCCGGGAGGGGACAGCCAGCCCGGGCGCCGAGCCCGGCAACCGGCGGAGCGCGUUUCCCUCGCUCGGCAGGCAGAGCCCCGCAGGCGGCGGUCGGGAAGGAUCGGCUCGGCUCAGCUCUGCUCGGCGAGGUCGGCGCUGACGGCGGCGGGCGCCCGGCGGAGGGUCGGCCGUCCCGCUACGCCAUGCCCGUCGCCCGGGCGUGUCGGCUGCCUGCCCUCCUCCUCCUCCUCCUGCUCCUCAGCUCCCACGCCACCGCCGAGGGCCACGGCUCCCUGCGCCCGGCGGGCCCGGGCAGGCAGAGCUCACCGGUGGCGGCCGAUGCCGUCCCCCCGACGGGCGGGACCCUGGCGGUGAGGGGCGCUGAGCCCAAUGUCUCCCGCCCGGCGGCUCUGCCCAAGGGCGGGGGGGCGGGCGGCGGGCGGCCGCGCUCGGCCUCACCCCCGAUGUGCACGGGGCAGACGGAGAUCAAAGAGACUUUCAAGUACAUCAACACAGUGGUGUCCUGCCUGGUCUUCGUCCUGGGCAUCAUCGGCAACUCCACUCUGCUGCGGAUCAUCUACAAGAACAAGUGCAUGAGGAACGGCCCCAACAUUCUUAUCGCCAGCCUGGCCCUGGGCGACCUGCUCCACAUCAUCAUCGACAUUCCCAUUAACGUCUACAAGCUGCUUGCAGAGGACUGGCCGUUUGGUGUUGAAAUGUGCAAAUUAGUACCCUUCAUUCAAAAAGCAUCAGUGGGCAUCACAGUGCUGAGUUUGUGUGCCCUCAGUAUAGAUAGGUAUCGAGCAGUUGCUUCUUGGAGUCGCAUUAAAGGAAUUGGAGUGCCAAAGUGGACAGCUGUUGAAAUUGUACUGAUCUGGGUUAUAUCAGUGAUACUGGCUGUUCCAGAAGCUAUUGCAUUUGACAUGAUUACAAUGGAGUACAGAGGAAAGGAUCUGAGAAUCUGCCUGCUUCACCCCACACAGAAAACAUCCUUUAUGAUGUUCUACAAGCAGGCUAAAGACUGGUGGCUGUUCAGCUUUUACUUCUGUUUACCACUGGGCAUUACAGCAUUUUUCUACACUCUCAUGACCUGCGAGAUGUUACGAAAGAAAAGUGGGAUGCAGAUUGCUUUAAAUGACCACUUAAAACAGAGACGUGAGGUGGCCAAAACCGUGUUCUGUCUGGUACUUGUUUUUGCCUUGUGUUGGCUGCCGCUUCACUUAAGCAGAAUACUGAAACUCACUAUUUAUGAUCAGAAGGACCCCAACAGAUGUGAACUUUUAAGCUUUUUUCUCGUGAUGGACUACAUUGGUAUUAACAUGGCUUCACUGAAUUCCUGCAUCAAUCCAAUAGCUCUGUAUUUAGUGAGCAAAAGAUUCCAAAACUGCUUUAAGUCAUGCUUGUGUUGCUGGUGCCAAUCCAAAGAUCUGUUGUCCCUGGAGGAAAGGCAGUCGUGUUUGAAGUUCAAAGCUAAUGAUCACGGAUACGAUAAUUUCCGCUCCAGUAACAAGUACAGCUCUUCUUAAAACAAGCAUGAAAGGUAUAUUCCCUUAUAUUAAUGCUGGUGCCUUUUUAAAACUGAAAAUGGCAAUUACUUUUAGCAAGAUGGUAACAUUUAGAAAAAUCUAGUUUUGUGUUUGCACAAAAAAAAAACCACAACAUAACAAAAAAAAAGUUGCCCCAAAAGUGUGUCAUGUUGAAAAUCAUGGACAUGUAUAAAAUCAUCAUUUAUGGAACAUGAAGAAAAGUGUGGAAGGAACAAGUCAUUGUUAGCACUUGAAUACUUCUGAAUCAGCACUUCCAAAUUAUCCCACUUCCUGUACAUUAAAGUCAUUUGUAUUCACUAUAACAGUUGCAGGAACUGAAGUCACAGUAAUUGCUAAGCAGUAUAAUAUAAUGUUAAUUGGAUCAAAGCCAUUAUUAUAUAUAACUUGAUGUAUUAUCUUUUAUAAAGCAGAUUAUCCACCAUCAUUAUUGUGUUUUUUUUAAAUAAAACAUUAAAUACUUGCUAACAGAAGUUUAAAUGUAGAAAGGUAAUUUUUUUAAUCAAAGGUAUUAUCAAAGUAGGAAGUGCAAAUAUUGAAGGAUGCAGUCACGUCAAAAGUGCAUUUCACUCUGAUGAUUGUUUUUAUCUAUUAUUGGUAGAAGGAACCUCCCAAGUUCUCUAUAAAUACAGUUCUGAAACCACUGUGCGUGUUCAGUGCAUUUGGCAGCACUUUGGGUAUGGCCCAUUUCAUGUUUUCCAUGCUAUUUGUGUUUAAUGACAGCGGGGGAGAGAAAAACAUAAAAAGCAAAAAUUAAGACUAUUAGAAUGGCUAGCAUUGGAAACCAUCUAUUUUUAACUGAAAACAAAUUUAUUCUACACCAUGUAAACAGUGGGCAUUCAGGAGCUUCAUGGUUCUUUACUUGAGAUACUAUUGUGAUAAUUUACAAUUGUUUUUGCAAUCCAAAUACUCUCAUAGGGCAAAAUCCUUCAGAAAAAGCAGGUGGCAAAAAAUGUAACCAAGGAAAACAGAAGGAGAAUUGGAACUUUUCAUUCAGAUUUAAAUCUUCAUAAAGAAAACAAUUCACAAAUUGUAAUUCUAGAGAACAGUGCUAUGUAGCACACUUGUCUUCAUAGUGUUUUAAAAUAUGUUCUGCUUCUGUAGUUCCAUAUUUAUGGGCUUAAGAAGUGUGAUGAGUUUCUGCUUCUGUAAAUAGUUUAGUGAAGCAUAAUUAAUUAUAAAGUAUUAAAAUAUGGGCAGGACCCUGUAAGAAAACAGAAAGGUAAAGAUGCCAGUAGUAAACAUCAUGUGUGUUGCCAGGAGCAACGCACAUUUUGUACAUACAUGGCAAGUCAUUCUUUGGCUUUUAAUUUCCUAUUAAUUUGUUACAAAUGUCCCCAAAGAUUUAUUAACAUGUUUUGUGCACUAAGGCAUAACUUGUUUCAAGAAAAAAGGUCAUAUAACAUGCUUUUAUAAAAGACAUGUUUUCAAUAGGCAUGGUAUUUUUAUUGUAAUAAAAUAUUUAUCAAAACUCAGGAAUUAUUAUUUUAAUUUCCAAAUUUCACACGUAAGGAUUUUUACCCUUUUCCCCAGUCUUGAUUAACGUCAGAUUUUCAAAGAAAGUGCCUUAAAUAUACUCAAGAUGCAAACAGUUUUCAUCAAAAUGUUCAGCUGAUGUUACCUUAGAUGGGUUUCAUCUCAUCCUGACUUCAGGUAGCCACAGCUACCUGGCAGACAGCUGACAAAAGGAGAGCUGAACCCCAUUCCUGGUGUUGCCCCCGUCAGAAGCUGGCACCUGAGUGCUUGUGUAGUCAAGCUGAGGACCUAUGCACAUGCCUUUGAGCAUGGGCACAUGUGUGUUUGUACGUGCAAGUAUGUGUGCAAGUGUGCAUGUUGUUUGUCUACCAUUAGGUCACUGUUACCGUCUUUCUGCAGCACGUGCACCCGACUGCUACAAUGCUGAACUUUUUUUUUCAUUUGAAGUUUUGUUCUUUACAUUUUUACCUUACCUUUCAUGGUAGCUUUCUCACGGUGAGCCGUGAACGUCAUCACUUCACCCCCUGCCUGCCUCUGUUUCUGUGAAAUGCUUUUCAUCUGUUAAGGUUGGAUAAUCAGUGAAAUCCAAAGUUUGAUCCUGAUCAGUGUUAUUUUCAUCAAGUUACGUUGUUACAAUAUUGUACAUGUAUAUUGUUGUCAUUUUAAUUUAAAAUAUAGCUGUUGUAUUGCCAACUGUGUAACAUAUUUUUCAUAUUUUCCUGGACUAAUUCUUCAUUAAGAGAAGUCCUGCUAGGUCAGACAUUUAGGUUUUGCAAAUAAGGACCAUAUAUACUGCCCACUUUUUGGAGCUGAUAUAUACAUAUUAGUACACUUUUUGUCUUUUUUGCAGUAUUUUUCUAAGAAGUGUUUUUACCAAAGCUCACAUUUCCUGUAAUAAUAAAAUUUUUCAAAACUUCUGCUCCUACACAGUUCUCGCUAAGAUUUUAAGUCUCAUAAUUCUCAACAGGGGCAUUUUAUCAAGUCCUCAGGACAUGUCUGUUCCUGCAUUCAUGGACAUCAUGGACAUUAAAUUCAGUUGGAGCAGAAUUAGGGCACAACAAUAGCUCUUUAAAAAACCUAACUGACAUUUGCUACCUUGAAUUAAAAAAAAAUAAUCUAAAUACUAUGGGUUUUUUUUAACAAAGGAUUUGUUUAGAAAAGCUAGGAAAAAAGGGUAAAACCAGCUCGUGGGGUAGAACAGCCAAUCUAAGGCUCUCCAAGCCACAAACAGGGGCUCACAGGUAGCAGAACAACUGCAGAGCGGCACUUGCAUCUCUUAGGAAUUGGAUGCUUGCUCAGAGCAGUGUGACAGAGUGAGAGUCAUCUGUCCCAAUGAACUGAAAAGUUGACACUGAACGGCUCAAGAUAAAAAGAAAAGCCAAAAACUUUUAAGAUGCUACAUCCCAUCUCUGUGUUUUGGCCUUUAGUUAGGUUUUACUUCUCCAGCUGCUCUGAAUUCUGCCUGUAAGCAGCUCUCUGGGAGUUAAGAGAGAGUAUUUCAGCCUGGGUGGAUUGAACUGAUACACUGGUACUACACCUCAGAGAAUCAAAUGCAAAAUUUGAUGGUUAUGGAGCAUCUGCUGUAAGCCGUGGGAUUUCAGUGUCCUGAACAGCUCUUAAUCAACACAUGAUUGACUUAGCAAGAGAAUGCUGUAUGUACUGAAAUAAUGUUAAAAGGGUUUGAUUUUAAUUGUUGUGUAUAGCUGUGUAAAAUAAUUCUGUAAUUCAUUUUCUGUGGUCACUUAAAAUAAUGUCUGUGGUUCAGGCAGUGUAAACAUACUAAAUUACCAAUAAAUAUUUGUCAUUUUGAUUCAUUACAAAAA